Dioscorea cayenensis subsp. rotundata (Guinea yam) is the source of this 1603-nucleotide messenger RNA. RefSeq lists its product as uncharacterized. The transcript is spliced from 5 exons. Gene Ontology annotation, biological process: endoplasmic reticulum tubular network organization. Bases 192 to 1367 code for a protein of 391 amino acids. Gene Ontology annotation, cellular component: endoplasmic reticulum tubular network. Lineage: Eukaryota; Viridiplantae; Streptophyta; Magnoliopsida; Dioscoreales; Dioscoreaceae. The record is from RefSeq and is a predicted model, not a curated record.
CGUUUGGAUUGAAGUGACUUCGCUCGAGGACUCAUACGCGCACUUUGAUCGAAAGCGGAGACGGUGGAAAAGCCCUCGUCCUCUCCCGCCCCCAAAAUCCUCCAUUUCCACUGCGCUUCCUCCCAGAUCCGAUCCCUUCUUCGCCUUCUGCUCCAUCUCCGAUCGCUUCUCUGAUCCGAUCCUUGCAAGGAAUGGCAGAGGAAGCCGUCGGUGACGAGCCGAAGCAGAAUCCGAAGCCGGAGCCGGAGAAGAAAGAGAAGCGGAGAGGUUUCCUUUCCCGAUUGUGGAGAGGUGUGUUUGGAGGCCGGAGUGAGGACUAUGAGAAGAAGUUGCAGUACCUCUCUAAGGAGGAGGCGUCGGUGCAUGCCAGGAUGAAGCGGAGGGCUCGGACUUCGAAGAAGAUGGCCCGGGAUGUCAUCGUUCUCUCUUUCCUCCUUGAGAUUGCAGCUGUGGGAUACUCUAUCAUAGCGACAAGGGGAGUGGAUUUGACCUGGCAGAUGAGGGCAGUUCGAGUUUUGCCCAUUUUCGUGGUACCUGCCCUGGCUUUUGCUAUGUAUACAGCAAUUGUAAACCUCACAAGGAUACUUGAUCAGAAGGACGAAAAAACACUUGAAAGGCUUCGUGCUGAAAGAAAAGCAAAGAUAGAUGAGCUCAAAGAGAGAACAAACUAUUACUCAACGCAGCAGCUUAUCCAGAGAUAUGACCUUGAUCCAGCAGCAAAAGCUGCUGCAGCUACUGUUUUGGCAUCUAAAUUGGGUGCAGAUUCUGGUUUGAAAAUGUUUCUUGGAGAUGAAAAGAACCCUAAUGCACCAUUCGGAAAAAGCAGUGAUGUUGAGCCAGUCCAGUCUACGGGGCUUCGGAACAGGAGACCAUCUCACAUCAGAAGCCAUAGCACUGGAAGCACUGGAAGCACCGGAAUCCUACAAUUUACUGAAGAAGCAACCAAUGAAUUGGAGGCUGAAAACGAAGAAGCUGCUUUUCAGAACAAGAUGGUUGAACACUACAGAGGCCCUCCUCCUACUGACGGGAGUAUUCUAUCUCGCUUGGUUGCUUUUCUGGUUGGCGAAGAUCCUGCACAAUCCUAUGCGCUCAUAUGCGGCAACUGUCGCAUGCAUAAUGGACUGGCCCGGAAAGAGGAUUUUCCAUACAUAACAUACUAUUGCCCGCACUGCCACUCACUGAAUGGACCACGCCAACCGGACACCCAUGAAUCAGGUUCUAGUUCUGGUUUAUUGACUCCCCAUUCCAUCGGCGAUGCUAACACGAAGAUUGCAAGGUCAAUCACAGGUGGUGAUGCAAGGACCAACUUGGAAACUGUUCAAGAACUGGAUGUAGGUUCAAGUGUAACUGUCGAGAAAGAAAAUUGAUGGUGGUUCCCAGACUAUUUACUUGAAGAGCUAUUUUGUUUCUACAUUGUGUUGUGUGUUUUUGGUAGAAGGUUUGAUGGAUGUUCAUAUCAUGUAACAACAGGAUCUGCAUUUUGUCUUUUACUUAUAAUUAGUGUGAAAUAUAGAGAGCUUGGGUUGUCAAAUGGUGAAAAACUUUUGUAAAUUUAUUACUUUUGUAAUUCAAAGGAGAAGUUAUUUCUGCAAAUUUUGAGCUA